This is a messenger RNA of Pocillopora meandrina, 420 nucleotides long. The record is from the annotation of a GenBank genome assembly. Lineage: Eukaryota; Metazoa; Cnidaria; Anthozoa; Scleractinia; Pocilloporidae.
AUGAUAAGGGGUCUGUAUGUGAGGAAUUACACAAUAGAAAAUUCAAUUCAAAGAGCAUUUACAGGUCCGAACAGGUAUCUACUAGGAAAGAGCAACUCGAUUUUAUUUCUGAUUUCCUGCUCUUAUUCCACUUAUAGGCACAGAGAGGCGUGUAAAUAUAACUUUCAAGAUCCUGACCCGAUGUCAAAAAAAGCAGCCCAUUUCACGCAACUUGUGUGGGGUGCUUCCAAACAACUCGGCGUCGGUGUUGCUGCGGCAAAAAAUGCGGAAAAAAACUGCAUCUACGUUGUUGCUCGUUACAAGCCUAUGGAAGCCUUAAAGACCAAAGAGCAGCUUAAGACUAAUGUUAAAAAAGGAUUAUUUGAUGCUUCAAUAGACUGUGCCGCUACCUCAAAGAAAAAGUUUUUUAUCGCUGUUUAA